GGAGAGAGGAUGAGAGAGAGAGAGAGAGAGGUGGGAGGUGAAAAUCGAGCUUAAAAAAUACAGAAGUCUAAAGUCAUUCGGACGUUGCUUUUGAACACGCAGUACCCUAACUGGUGCUGCCUGUGUAUGUGUUUCCAUGGUGAUGUCUGGAGGGCAGACCAGCGGAGAAACUGCUGGUGCCAGGCAGCGACGCAAGACCACCCCGAGCCCCGAGAGAGAGGAUCCGGAGGGACUUUCCAUACCGCCCCCUUCCCGCAAACUCUCGCCAAUGUACCCCAAGGAAGAGCUCAGCAUGGGGGUCAUCACCUCCUCUGUCAACUACCUGGAUGGAGCUUAUGAGUAUUCAAACUCAACUCAGACCUACAGCACCUCAUCACCCACUGAGCCUCCUCCUCCUGUCGGAUACUACCCGGCUCCCCCGGACCCUCACGAAGAACAUCUGCAGUCUUUAGGCACAGGAUCCAGCAGCCCUCUUAUGUUUGCACCCUCCAGCCCUCAGCUGUCCCCGUAUCUCAGUCAUCAUGGAGGUCACCACUCCACUCACCAGGUGUCGUACUACUUGGACACCUCCUCUAGCACGUUUUACAGGUCGAGUGUGGUAUCUUCUCAGCAGACAGGUGUUGGCCUGUGUGAGGAUCUCUGCAGUGCUACAGACAGACAGGAGCUAUACAACGACUCGAGAGCAACAGGAGGGUUUGAUGGAGCCAAAGAGACACGAUUCUGUGCAGUGUGCAGUGAUUACGCAUCUGGCUAUCAUUAUGGAGUCUGGUCCUGUGAGGGCUGCAAAGCUUUUUUCAAGAGAAGCAUUCAAGGUCACAAUGACUAUGUCUGUCCAGCGACCAACCAGUGCACUAUUGACAGAAACCGCAGGAAGAGCUGCCAAGCAUGCAGACUACGCAAGUGUUAUGAAGUAGGGAUGAUGAAAGGAGGUAUUCGUAAGGACCGUGGUGGCCGAGCUGUCAGGGGAGUAAGGAGGAGGAGUGGUAGUGAGGAUCAUGACAAAAGCUACAAUGAUCAGCCAGGUCGUGCAAAGGCCGCUCCUCCACAGAACAAGAGGAAGAGAAGCAGUGGUGGGGUGGUCGGUGCUUUAUGCAUGGCACCAGAGCAGGUGCUGGUGUUACUCAUGGGGGCGGAGCCACCCGCCGUCAGUUCAAGACAGAAAUGUAGUCGCCCAUACACAGAGAUCACCAUGAUGUCCCUGCUCACCAAUAUGGCCGAUAAAGAACUUGUCCACAUGAUAGCCUGGGCUAAGAAAGUACCAGGGUUUCAGGACCUCUCUCUGCACGAUCAGGUUCAGCUGUUGGAGAGCUCCUGGCUGGAGGUGUUAAUGAUUGGACUUAUAUGGAGGUCUAUUCAUUCGCCUGGAAAACUCAUCUUUGCUCAGGAUCUCAUCCUUGAUAGGAGCGAAGGAGAAUGUGUUGAGGGGAUGGCUGAGAUUUUCGACAUGCUCUUGGCAACUGUGGCUCGAUUCCGCAGCCUCAAACUUAAGUCAGAGGAAUUUGUGUGUCUCAAAGCCAUCAUACUUCUUAAUUCUGGUGCGUUUUCAUUCUGUUCCAAUCCUGUGCAACCACUGACUGACAGCUUCAUGGUGCAGUGCAUGCUGGAUAACAUCACUGAUGCCCUCAUUUACUGCAUCAGUAAAUCAGGUGCAUCACUACAGCUGCAGUCACGCAGACAGGCGCAGCUCCUGCUACUGCUCUCCCACAUCAGACACAUGAGCAACAAAGGGAUGGAGCACCUAUACAGGAUGAAAUGCAAGAAUCGAGUACCUCUGUAUGACCUGCUGCUGGAGAUGCUGGAUGCUCAACGGUUUCAAUCUUCAGGGAAGGUACAGCGACCCUGGGUAGCAAAUGAGAAAGAUCCACCCUCUACACCCACAAACAGCAGCGCCAGUCCAUCCAGAGGCUCUGGAGUCAUGCAGCCCAAUCUUGCCCGAGUAUGCCAAAGUCCCGAUUCAUGAGUUAGAGCUUCUGUAAAUUAUAGCUAGUAUUUAACAGCUGAACUAAGGAGAACUGUGAUUGAUUUCAAUGUAGCUGUCCACUUAUUAAACUGGGGCUGAUGUAGUCUCUGUUUGUGCCUUAAAAAGAUUACACCUUAGAUUCAGGUAGAUCUUAGCCCAACUUCACAGCAGAAAAUAAUAUGUUUACAGCCUGAUACAAAACUGUCUUUGGUCUUUAUAGCUUAUUUGGCCGCAUAAGUGACGGGUGAACUGCUAGGCGGGUGUGGUUUCCGCAACCAGCCACCUCAACUUUACCCAUUUUCGUGAUUCUAGUUGACGCGCAGCCACGAUACCUAUGGGUGACGUCACAGACACUACGUCCAUUUUUUUACAAUCUAUGGUUGACACAAACCAAAGAUAUUUUCACGCUUUAUUCUACGACAUAAAACACACCAAUUAUACCCCCACAUGUGAUUUUUAAAGCUUUAAAGUGUUUUUUAAAAGGCGGUUGCUAACAAGAUGCGGGACGUUGUUGGGGACUUUAAACGUCAUCAUGCAUAAAGAUCUCAAAAAGAACGCAAUAGAGGGUAUGCCAUAGAUAUGUAUAAAGGCUAGAUGUCUCACCCGCGCUGCUGGCCAAUUGAGUGGAACGUUCGCAUUUGGCAGCCAUCUUACCACAGGCAGCUCGCUUACUCGUAGAAUUGAGUUUUAAUGGUGCAUGUACUUUUAAAUGACCAAAACUUGCUUAAUUUUUACCGAUUUUCAAACGGUUUGGUUUGUUAUAAACGUCAAAGAUGUACCUAUGACACUGCAUACUUAAAAACAAAUUCAUGAAACAUGUUAAAGAAUGCAGAAUUAUAGCCACGUUAAUAACGUUUGUAAGAAACCAAACCGUUUGAAAAUUGGUAGAAAAUUGGGCAACUUAUGGUCAUUUAAAAGUACCCGCACCAUUAAACUCAAUGCUACGAGUGAGCGAGCUGUCUGAGGUAAGAUGGCCACAAGGUGAUGACGUUAGAGACUCUGCCAUAACACAUCUAGCCUUUAUACAUAUCUAUGGGGUAUGCAUUGACGUCCCUUUUCCACGUGACCAUGCCGGAGCACGCCCUGUUGAGUGGCAAACGUUUACCAAAAUGUCUGGUUUUCAUAGCGGCUGCUGCGAAAAUGCCAGUAAAACUGACUAUUAUCAGCUUAAAUUGAAUUUAGUUGGACUUGAUAGCAGAGGUGGACAAUACUUAGUUACAUUAGUUACAUUUUCUAAGCAUCUGUGCUUUAUUGGGGUGUCUGUAUUGGGAAAAAAAUAUUUCACUACAUUCUAAAGCAUAUAAUCAUACUGUGUAUUCUUUAAUAUUGCAUAUUAAAAUGUAUUUAAUACCUAAU
This is a messenger RNA of Misgurnus anguillicaudatus (oriental weatherfish), 3316 nucleotides long. RefSeq names its product estrogen receptor 1 (gene esr1). Gene Ontology annotation, cellular component: nucleus. Gene Ontology annotation, molecular function: steroid binding; nuclear estrogen receptor activity; sequence-specific DNA binding. Gene Ontology annotation, biological process: steroid hormone receptor signaling pathway; regulation of DNA-templated transcription. Lineage: Eukaryota; Metazoa; Chordata; Actinopteri; Cypriniformes; Cobitidae. The record is from RefSeq and is a predicted model, not a curated record.